This is a messenger RNA of Lactuca sativa (garden lettuce), 504 nucleotides long. RefSeq names its product cytosolic sulfotransferase 13. NCBI's taxonomy places the organism in Eukaryota, Viridiplantae, Streptophyta, Magnoliopsida, Asterales, Asteraceae. The record is from RefSeq and is a predicted model, not a curated record. Gene Ontology annotation, molecular function: sulfotransferase activity.
AUGUGUAGAAACCCUAAAGAUGUUUUGGUCUCUUGGUUUCACUUUGCAAACAAGUUGAAUGAUAAAUCUCGUGUCCAAAUGACCAUUGAUGAGCUGUUUGAGGUGUAUAGUAAAGGUUUGAUGCCAUAUGGACCUUACUGGGAUCACGUGAAAGAGUAUCAUAAGAUGAGUUCUGAACAUCCGACAAGGAUUCUAUUUUUAACAUACGAGGACAUGAGAAAAGAUACUGCAAAUAAAGUGAAGCGUCUGGCAGAGUUCUUGGGCUACCCUUUUACAGAGGAAGAAGAGGCCAAGGGUAAGGUGGAAGAGAUCGUGAAGCUAUGUAGUUUUGCAAAUUUGAAGGAGGUUAAUAAGCAUGGGGAUUUCCGUAAGGGUGUUCCUAAUAACACUUUCUUUAGGGAAGGGAAAGUUGGAGGAUGGAACAGCGAUCUUACAACUGAAAUGAGCCAGAUUUUGGAUGACAUUACCAAAGCAAAGUUCCAUGGUUUGGAUAUUUCAUUCUAA